GCAGAGAGUUUGAGAAGAUUCUCCUCGAAUUCACAGUCCAGUGUGCAAAGGUUUAUGACUGGGUGGAAAAGCCCUCAGCAAAAGCCUUGUUCGCAAUCAUGCGCAACAAAGCAAAGCUGUCCGCUCAGAACACUUUGGCUGGAUCAAUCUUGGAGAGAGAAGCGCUCACUAUAGAGACUGAUAUGAAGAAGGAGCUCAAGAACAAUGUAGGUUUUUGCUUUGUACGUUGUUGAUGUGACGAGGAAUAGAGAAACUGACGACCUUCUUGCCACAAAAAUCCUCUAGGCCGCAAUAGAGUUGCAGGAGAAGUUUGGCGCAAAGGUGAUUGGCUGCGUGUCCAACGCUGCAGCUACAUGUCAAAAAGCUCGCAGGAUCGCAGCAGCUCAAAUGCCAGGGCUAAUUGUCAUGGACUGCGUAGUCCACCAAAUUCACUUGAUGGUGGGUGAUUACCUGAAGUCCAAUAACCGCUACCCGGAAGUCAUGAAGCAGGCGCUGCAGGUGCUUGUCUGGUUCACCAGUCACACUGUGCCGAGUGCCUGGCUUCAAGAGAAGCUUGUAGCGGUGGAGAGCAAGACAAUGGCGCUGAUUAUUCCGGCCAUCACGUGGUGGGGGUCCCACGUGGAGAGCAUUUCAAGACUGCUGCAGGUCAGACAUUAAUAAAGCAAGUGGCAAUUCAAUGGUUGGAGUCAUUGAGCUUGCCAACC
Molecule: messenger RNA, 704 nt
Organism: Marchantia polymorpha subsp. ruderalis
Lineage: Eukaryota; Viridiplantae; Streptophyta; Marchantiopsida; Marchantiales; Marchantiaceae
Source: the annotation of a GenBank genome assembly